ACUCCAAUUUUUAUUUUUUAUUUUUGUUUGAGUAAUUAAUUUCAUUCAUGCUUUCCCCUCCCAAAAGCGUCGAACUUUAUGUCAUUGCAGUCCUCUCCCUAUCUUGGUGUCAAAUUCAAGCAAUCUUCCCAAAUUUCUCAUAUAUCCCUUCAAAGCUUUAUCUUACAUAGGAGAUAGGACAUAGGACAAGAAGCGACACCGGAUUUUCAUGGCUGGCACAGAAUGUUUCAUUCUUGGCCUGCUUCUGGUCACCCUUCUCGGCACCGACGCCAUGCCGCCACCACCCCCGAUUCAAUGUAAUUCAACUGGUUGCAUCCUUCACAACUCCUACGGCGUGUGGGGUGACCGGCAGGACUGUUGGAUUUCGGGUGUCAGCUACCCAACGACAGAGGAAGAGCUCCGUUUGGCCGUGGCACAGGCCAACCAGAGGAAGUUCAAGGUGAAAGCAGUGAGCGGCUUUUCACACACCAUCCCAAAGCUGGCAUGCCCAGGAACGCCUUCAGGAAAUGCAGUUCUUAUAAGCACAGCAAGGCUCGAUUCCACCAUCCAGGUGAGCAGUGCGGAUCUGACCGUCACAGCAGACGCAGGAGUCUCACUUCGUCGCCUGAUUGAUAAGGUGGAAGAAGCGGGAUUGAGCUUAGUGGCGUCUCCUUACUGGGAGGGCGUCAGUGUGGGAGGGCUCAUAAGCACGGGGGCACAUGGGAGCUCGUGGUGGGGAAAGGGAGGCGCUGUCCAUGAUCAUGUCGUCGGACUCAGUCUCGUGGUUCCUGCCACAGAAUCUGAGGGCUACGCCAAGAUUAUUAGACUCGAUUCUCACGAUCCACUUUUCAAUGCAGCAAAACUCUCUUUAGGAGUGUUGGGUGUUAUCUCAAAGGUAAAACUCGCAUUGGAGCCUGGAUUCAAAAGAAGCAUUACCAAUAACUUCAUAGACGAUGCUGGGUUUGAGGAUGAAUUCAUGGAUCUUGCCAAGAAGCAUGAAUUCGCAGAUAUUACAUGGUACCCAUCAAGAUAUACAGCAGUUUACAGGUAUGAUGAUCGAGUCCCCUUGAACAGCUUCGGAGAUGGGGUUAACGACUUCAUUGGCUUCCAGUCCAACUCUGUUCUGGUUUCCGCUGCAGUCAGAGCAAUAGAGAAGGCUCUGGAGACCGCACAGAACGUCAAUGGAAAGUGCAGGAUGGCGGCUUCAGUUGUAGCAUUUAAGAAAUUAGUUGGCAAUGGUUUGAAGAAUAAUCUGAUCUUCACAGGCUACCCAGUUGUGGGCCAUCAGGGUAAAAUGCAGACCUCUGGUUCUUGUCUAUACUCGUCUGAGAAGAGCACUCAAAGCACAUGCGCUUGGGAUCCAAGAAUCAAAGGACUCUUCUUUUACGAGACAACAGCAAUAUUUCCCAGAUCAAGAUUUGCAGACUUCAUUCGUGAUGUAAAGAAAUUAAGGGACCUGAAACCAGAAAACUUCUGCGGGCUAGACGUCUACAACGGAUUCUUGAUACGUUUCAUCAGGGCUUCUGAGGCAUAUCUGGGACAGGCUGAGGAUUCUGUUGUGGUUGAUUUCAACUAUUAUCGAGCUGACGAGGCUUCAACACCGAGGCUGAACCAGGAUGUUUGGGAGGAGGUGGAGCAGAUGGCAUUCUUCAAGUAUGGGGCUAAACCUCACUGGGCCAAGAACAGGAACCUUGCAUUCUUGGGCGUGCAACAGAAGUACCCCAACUUCAGUAGAUUUCUAGCGGCGAAAAAGCAAUUAGACCCUGAAAACAUGUUCUCUAGUGAUUGGUCAGACGAGAUACUUUUUGGUAAAGCAGCAGCUAACGGUGAUGGUUGCGCCCUGGAGGGGCAAUGCAUAUGUUCAGAGGAUAGUCACUGCAACCCAGGCAAGGGAUAUUUCUGUAAACCAGGCCUUGUGUAUAAAGAAGCUCGAGUCUGCUGUUACUCGCCUCCUUCCAAGGACAAAUAGAUCCAGUGGGAUUUGUUGUUGUUGCUCUGACGCAUAAAAAGUUGUCAGUAAAUUGUAGGAAAUUGUUAUUUAUGCAUAUGAGAAACAAUAAAACAACUAAUUUGGUUCAAGCAAUAAGAUGGGGAUCACUAAUGCCUAGUAUAGUUGUUUUUGAA
Messenger RNA from Nelumbo nucifera (sacred lotus), 2103 nucleotides. RefSeq names its product D-arabinono-1,4-lactone oxidase family protein (gene GULLO3). The record is from RefSeq and is a predicted model, not a curated record. Gene Ontology annotation, cellular component: membrane. Gene Ontology annotation, molecular function: D-arabinono-1,4-lactone oxidase activity; FAD binding. NCBI's taxonomy places the organism in Eukaryota, Viridiplantae, Streptophyta, Magnoliopsida, Proteales, Nelumbonaceae.